This is a messenger RNA of Sus scrofa (pig), 6352 nucleotides long. Lineage: Eukaryota; Metazoa; Chordata; Mammalia; Artiodactyla; Suidae. The record is from RefSeq and is a predicted model, not a curated record.
UGGAGACAGCAGCGCCUCCUCUGGGGACUGCACCAGCAGUCCACAAAAGAUAGCUUCCCAACCUUCUUCUGUUGAGAACCCAUUGGAGAACCAGACACAUGAUCCCAGUAAUUCAGAUACUAAGAUCUCUGAGACAGAGACAUCACAAAAUAACCAGAUUCUGCCUUCGCCUCCACUUCUGGUUCCCCGAGAAUCUUUGGCCUCUUCGGAGGUCAAGGAGGACUUACCUGUAGAGUCUUCAGCUCCCCAGCAUGGGCAGGAUGCCAUCCUCUAUCUCCAGACACAAGUGGCCGAGAUGUCCCGAGUGAUCCGUGACCUGCAGUCCAGGAGCUGUUUCAGAUUCCAUCACUCUAGGCCAAGUGAGAGCUCCUCAGCUCCCUGGGACGUCUCUGCCUCCAGGGAAGAACACGUGUCCACAGCUGAAGAGGAGGCCGAGUGCAGAUCCCCAUCAGCCGAUGACAGAGGGCAGCCAGCAGACCCCAGUCAGUCUAGUUUCACAGGUCUCCUGAAGAGAAUGGAACAAAGAGGUGUGAUAAAGAGAGUGACAUUGCAGGCCGAAGCAGAACCCUAUGAUGGGAAACCUGACUGUGUGACCUCUAAAAAGCGUUUGGUUCCUCCACUGCAUCCUCUUCUGAAAAUUGCCACCACGGAGGUUUUUAAAGACCCUGCUGAUUGUCAUCCUUCUUCCUUCAUGGGACACAGGGUGUAUCCUGUGGCCAAGGACACCUCUCCCUUCCAGCCAAAUCCACCAGCUGGGGGCCCCAUUGUUGAAGCGUUAGAGCACAGCAAGAGAGGGAGCACCACCUCGCCUCUGGACUCUACCUCCAAAGAAAUGGAGGUCAUGGGCUGUAGAUUCUACCACGCUGCCUCCAUCGCAGCCCGAGCUGCUAGCUACAUGGCCUAUAUGACUCAGUAUCAGCGUAAACUCUGGGAAGACAUGGAGGAUCUGGUCCAUGACCCAGAGUUUGAUCGCGGGAAAGCAAGGUGUAUAAUAUCUGAUGGUAUGGAUGCCGGCCUUUGGCAGCUUUGCACCACGAGGGACAUCAUGGACUCUGUAGUCAGAGUUAUGGCAAUGGCAAUAGACUACAGAAGGCAGGCUUGGCUUCGACUCACAUCUCUCACUAAGAAGACCCAGGAGAAGAUCUCACACUUGCCCUUUGAUGGUACCUCCCUCUUUGGACAAGAUGCGAAUGCUGUUGUUGCAGAAGAAAACAGUAUAAAAGAAAACGAGUAUAAAGACCACAGCAAAUACUACAGUCAACACCGCUACUUUUAUGGGCACGAUCAGAAAGCCCAUUAUCACAGUAGAGGCCACUCCAGAGGGGAUUGGUACAAACCUCGAAACCACCCCUACAGAUAUAGGAAGAAGGGAGACUCUCCAGAGCGCCACAGUUACAAGAACUGAUAACCCUUCAUGGUCUGCAGUGUGGCUGUCCGAGAGCCAGCUGUUUCUCCUGCCCUUCCCACUCACAGGACCUACAGGCCAGAAGUCACCUCAGAGACUGAACGCAUGUAUGGAGUUAUCACAGCUGGCAUUUGAAUUGUAGACUUUUGGAAUGAGGCUAAUGUGAAGCAUAAAGACCAUAUUGACCAUCAGAAGGAUAAAGUCGCCUUAACUUUGGCUCGUUUGGCCCGCCAUGUUGAAGUGGAGAAACAGCAGAAAGAAGAGAAGAAUAGAGCUUUCAGGGAAAAAAUCGAUUUUCAGCAUGCACAUGGGUUACAAGAAUUGGAAUUUAUUCGAGGACAUUCUGAUACAGAAGCAGCAAGACUGUGUGUGGACCAGUGGUUAAAAAUGCCAGGACUCAAAACAGGCACGAUUAAUUCUGGAACAAAAAGUUCAUUCCGAAGAGGAGGCCACAUACGAGUGUCUGGAAAACCAAUUUCAUGUCCCAUAAUGCACUGUAACAAGGAGUUUGAUAACGGGCACCUUCUCUUAGGGCAUUUGAAAAGGUUUGAUCACUCUCCAUGUGAUCCAACAAUUACACUCCGUGGGCCUUCCGUCAGUUCCUUUGCUUGUGUAGUGUGUUAUAAACAUUUUGUUACUCAACAGCAAUAUAGGGAUCACCUUUUUGCUAAGGAAGCUGCAGAUGAUGGACAUAAAAACAACCUCCUUCCUCAGAUUAUUCAGUGUUUUGCGUGUCCAAAUUGCUUCCUUCUUUUUAGCAGCAAGGAUGAGUGUUUGAAGCAUAUGUCUGGAAAGAAUCAUUUCCAUCAGAAUUUUAAACUGGGUGAUGACAAGGGAAUUGCACAUCCAAUAUCAUUUCCAUCUUUUGCAAAGAAACUUUUGAUCUCUCUGUGCAAAGAUGUUCCAUUUCAAGUUAAGUGUGUGGCCUGCCACCAGACACUGCGUUCCCACAUGGAGCUCACUGCCCAUUUCAGAGUUCGUUGUCGAAAUGCUGGUCCCGUAGCUGUUGCUGAGAAGAGCAUUGCUCAGGUGGCAGAGAAAUUCAAAUUAAGAGGGUAUUGUCCACUUUGCAGCCAUGUCUUUGUGGAUGAAGCCAGCACCCAGACUCAUAGGCAGACUUCAGGACACAAAGUUCGAGCCAUUAACUCAAUGGAAGAGUCAGUCUUACUUUACUGCCACAGCAGUGAAAGGAACAGACCUCCUUCUGACUUGCACCUUUUGCAAGAUCAGUCAGAGUUUUCAUCAUUGAAAAGAAAUCUGUCUGUUCGAGAAUCUGGCUCCCAAGAUUGCAGCACCAUUCCAAAAAAGAAGAUGAACUUAGGAGAUGAAAGCCAUGGAGCUGUGGUUUUUGUUCAGAAGGAAAAAGCAGUUGUUAAAACCUGGUUUUGUGAAUGCCGUCAGCAGUUUGCUAGUGAAGAUGCAGUAGAAAAGCACGUGUUCGCUGCAAACACCAUGUGUUACAAGUGCGUGGUCUGUGGGAAGGUGUGCGAGGACUUGGGGGUCAUCCGUUUACAUAUGAGCCGAAUUCAUGGAGGGGCGCACUUAAAUAACUUUCUGUUCUGGUGUCGGAUGUGCAGAAAGGAGCUGAGCAGGAAGGAGACUAUAAUGGCCCACGUGACUGAGUUCCACAGGGGACACAGGUAUUUUUAUGAGACGGAUGAGCUGGAGGGUAAAGCCCGGCCGUCAUCUUCUGCAACCGUGGCGAGUGACGUGACUGCGGAGUGUCCUUCAGCUGUCAGUGUUAUUGAUCAUUCCCCGGCCAGCAGCCCUCCAAAGGGUAGGUGGCAGUGCCGAAUUUGUGAAGAUAUGUUCGACUCCCAGGAAUGUGUCCAACAGCACUGCACGUCUCUGGCAAGUCACCAGUUUCACAGAUACAGCUGUGCCCACUGCAGGAAGACGUUUCACAAGGUGGAGACGCUAUCCCGACAUUGCCAAGAUGAGCAUGAUGGCGAGAUGAAGCUUAAGUACUUCUGUGGGCUUUGCGACCUGACCUUCAAUGUGGAGGAAGCGUUUUUGAGUCACUAUAAGGAGCACCACAGCCUAGAUUAUGUGUUUGUGUCAGAGAAAAAGGAAAAUUCCAUUAAAACUGAGAGUGACUUUCCAGUAACAGAGACCAGCCCCCUGCUAACGUGCGGCUGCCGUGAGAGCUACGUCUGCAGAGUCAACCGCAGGGAGGAUCAUGGCAGGUGCCUCCAGGCCCUGCUGGCCACAGGCAGACUCUGGUUCCGAUGCAGCUCCUGCUCGGCCACCGCGCAGAGUGCCGCCGACUUGCUUGCGCACGUGGGUCUGGCGCACGGAGAGUGCAGGUCUGCCGACGGGGCGGCGCCCUUCACAGUCAAGUGCGGCACCUGCACCAAAACCUUCCAGGACCCGGACAGAGCCCAGCAGCACUUCCACUGGAAACACUGCUUCCUGCAGCAGCCCAGCGCCACCCGAGCGGGCCCGCCCUCCACAGCUACCAGCUCCUCCCGAGCUGAGGGGAAGCCUAGACAGGCAGCGAGCUGUCCCAUGACCCCAGACCCGGAGAAGGGGGUGGAGAAGGACCUCAGCUGCCAGAGCGUGGGUGAAGAAGAUGUUGAGCUUCCAGAUUUGGAUUACCUGCGAACCAUGACUCACAUCGUCUUUGUAGACUUUGAUAACUGGUCCAACUUUUUUGGUCAUCUACCAGGGCAUCUUAACCAAGGAACCUUUAUUUGGGGCUUUCAAGGAGGAAACACCAACUGGAAGCCUCCCAUCAACUGCAAGAUCUAUAAUUACCUGAACAGAAUUGGAUGCUUCUUCCUUCAUCCUCGCUGUAGUAAAAGAAAAGAUGCUGCUGAUUUUGCCAUUUGUAUGCAUGCUGGCCGUCUCGACGAACAACUGCCCAAGCAAAUUCCUUUCACCAUUCUCUCUGGAGAUCAAGGUUUUCUGGAGCUAGAGAAUCAAUUUAAGAAGACUCAGAGGCCAGCACAUAUACUGAACCCUCACCACUUAGAGGGAGACAUGAUGUGUGCCUUGUUAAAUAGCAUAUCUGAUACCACCAAAGAAUGUGACAGUGAUGAUAACCUGGGUAUCAAAAGUACUUCAAUGGGAGAAGAAUUCAGAUCCACAGAAGAUGUGGAAUUAGAAGAAGCAAUUAGAAGAAGUCUUGAGGAGAUGUAAUUAAAGAUAUUACCACACAACAUCAAGUGGCCUUGAAGAGACUCAGGAUAAUGAAUUUUUGAGUUUUCUAAAGGAGACUAGAAAUCUACUAGUGCAGAUGUAUUUGAAAACACGCUUUUUUUGCUUUCAUAUGUUCAAAAUAUGAUAUUGCUUUGUAUUUUUGUGCUACUUUGCAAAAAUGUAUAGAGGAAUAGAAUACAUGUUCAUGCAAAUACAAAUCAUGUGUUCUAAAACAGGUGUCACCGUUUCCCAGUUAAUGUUGAAGUCAUAUAUUUAGGUUAAAGGAAUUAAAAAAAAGAAAAGAAAAGCUCUUGACUAUUGUUUACAUGUUUCCCAAAUAGAGUUUGUUUUUUAAUUUUAUUUGUACUGUACAGAUAAUUCUAGCUUAUUUUUUUAGGAGUGAAAAUGAAUAUAAAUAAAGCUGCCAUAGCUCACUUUUUCUGUAAAGCCUACGUCUGAUGUGGCACUAAUACCUAAUGCCUUUGAGAUCUUCGAUUAUGAUUAUUGGAAGAGAGUGAUGGAAGUGACCGUGGAAACAUGAAGUUCCCCAGCAGUGUUCUCUGUGGGUGUCAGACGGGCAGUCCUGCUUUAAUUAGAGCAGCACAUCGCUGGGAUGUAGAAAAGGAACACCUCAUUUCUUAGAAAGUAUUAAAAAGAAACUUCUCCAUUCCCUUUACCUGCUUAGACUUUUAUGUGACUUGUCUUAUCUCCUAUUUAAAGGGAACGAUGUAAAAAUAUUUGCAUAGAAUUAGACUUAUUUUUAAUAAUAUUGGUCCUUUUAUAUGUAUAUUUGUGUAAUCAUAGUAUUCUUCAGAUAAUAAUGUUGAAGGUCUGCUCAGGAGUAAUCUUCCUUUACCCUUUAAAAUUUCUGUUUCAUAUGGAAGUAUCUUCAUUUUAGUUAUUCAUUAAAUUGUCAGUUUCCUACAGCUGGUAUCACAUACUUAAUUUGCAAGUGUUGAGUUCCCACUGUGCUAAUAACAAUAUUCCAUAAUUAGAUGACUCAGAAGGGGCUUGUCAUACUAUCUUGUGCAUAUGUUUCAUGUUACUUGAACAGAAAUGUCAUCUCUAAAGAUUUCGAGUUAGUAAUUACUUACCAAAUGUAAAAUUUUCUCUAAGUAUAAAUUUUUCUUUAAGAAAAAAAAAUCGGGGCUAGAACUUUGUUUUUUCUCUACAACUAGAUAAUUUAGUGUGAAAUACUGUUACUGUUUUUUCGGUUCACAUUGGAAACCAAUUUGUUUGUAUUUCUUAAGAUGUCAGUUCUAGUUCCCUGGUGGCUCAGUAGGUUAAGGAUCUGGUGUUGUCACUGCUGUAGCUCGGGUUCAGUCCCUGGCCCCAGAAUUCCACCCCACCCUGCCCCGAUGUCUGUCCUACCUCCUUGAAGUUUUUUUAAAAGUAGACAUCAUAGCUUGAGAAUGUACCAGUCAUUCUUCCAGAGCGACCACAUUGUGGUUUUGUUUGUUAAAGGACUUAAGCAAGGCUUUGGGAGGGAAUCGCUGGGCCACACCUUGAGGACAUCUGCAGGAGCGCACUCAGUAGUGAGCCUCAGAAAGGAUGUCUAGCAAGAAGAUGCUCCGGCAGAUGCCGCAGAGCAGUAUCACAGCAGCAGGCGGGAUGCAGCCCGUGUUCUGGUAGGAGGCUUCUGAGGUGUGAAUGGUUGAGAGGAACUGAGGCUUUUUCUAUGACAGGAGUGGACUGUUUCACCAUGACCCUUAAAAUACGGUAAUUGGGUUGUUUAACGUUUUAAUUAAGAAUAGUCACUGACUGUAUAAUCUACUUACUAAGCAAUUAAAAAUCAUUUUAAAAUUA